This is a messenger RNA of Lotus japonicus, 477 nucleotides long. Its product is annotated as defensin-like protein. Lineage: Eukaryota; Viridiplantae; Streptophyta; Magnoliopsida; Fabales; Fabaceae. Gene Ontology annotation, biological process: defense response. The record is from RefSeq and is a predicted model, not a curated record. The transcript is spliced from 2 exons. The coding region runs from base 20 to 322 and encodes 100 amino acids.
UGCCUUUAUCUGACACCCAAUGCACGCUUCCAAGUCCCUGAAUUCACUAUAUAACACCACCCCACUCACUCAGAUUAUUGCAAAGCAAAACAUGAAGAGGAAAUCAUCACUUUCACUUGGGCUAUUCUUCUUGCUCCUCAUUGCCUUUGCUUCUCGGGUCGUGCAAACAGAGGCUAGGGUGUGUCAAUCACAGAGCCACAGGUUCAGGGGUGGAUGCUGGGGUGACCACAACUGUGCGCUAGUAUGCAGGAACGAAGGUUUCUCCGGCGGCAGAUGCCGUGGCUUCCGCCGCCGCUGCUUCUGCACCAGGCUUUGUAACUGAAACCACAACUAGUUACACUGUUUUUAUGGAAUCAGAGACGAACUAAAUAAAUUGUACUUCUCAUUCCUCAACUCAACCAUCUGAGUCUGAUUCAUCAUGUUUAAUUUCCAGUGUGCUAUUUAAUGAAAUAUAUGAUCAACGUGCAAUCUGUCCCA